GAAAUAAAUGGGUUACGGCUCCAACUAAUGCUACCCUUCCCCAAUCCCCCCCCCCCAUCUCCCUCUCACCAACCACUCACCCACCCAUGUCUCCCUCUACCACCCCCACGCCUCCUCGUCCUCCACCCUCGAGAUGUCCAACAGCACCAGUAAGUGGGCCACGGCGCCCUUUGAAGAGCCACCGCUUCCACCAUGACCAAGAACCGGCAGGCCUUGCAUCGGGUCAACUCCCCCAUCAAGUCUCCGCGGCGGCACAACUCGUCACUGCGCAAGAAGGCCCUGGUGAGAAGGAUCAGUGGGGAGGUGCAGUUUGGGGCUGCCUCUAAGGCCAACCUGAAGGUGGUGGUGAGGGUGCGGCCACAGAACCAGCGAGAGGAAGACAAGGGAGCAAGAUGUGUGGUGGACGUAUUGGACAAGCACAUGCUGGUGUUUGACCCGAAAGAGGAGACUGGAGAUGGGUUCUUCUUUAAGGGAACCAAACAACGAUGUCGAGAUUUGAGCAAACGUCAACCCUUGGAGAAAAAGUUUGUGUUUGAGCAUGUAUUUGGGGACCAGGCAACCAAUGAAGAGCUUUAUGAGGUCACUGCACAUCCCCUCAUUGAUACUCUCCUCCAAGGAUACAACUGUUCAGUUUUUGCCUAUGGAGCCACGGGAGCAGGGAAGACCUACACCAUGCUGGGGCGGCCUGAAUGCCCUGGAAUCACCUCCCUCACCCUGCAGGAGCUAUACCAACAGCUUGAUGAACUCAAGGGUCAGAAACGAUGUGAAGUGGCUGUCUCGUAUCUUGAGGUUUACAAUGAGACGGUACGUGACCUCCUGGGCACCGGAAAGCCUUUGGCACUACAGGAAAUGGGCCAGCAAGUGAUGGUGCCUGGCCUCUCCCUUCACAAACCAAGCAAUGCUGAAGAGCUGCUCCAGAUGCUGGCCCAGGGAAACAGCAACCGAACACAGCAUGCCACUGAUGCUAAUGCCGAGUCCUCCCGUUCUCAUGCUGUGUUCCAGAUAUUUGUGCGUCAGCAGGACCUGGAGGCAAGUGCUAAGGCUACUGUUACCAUUUCCAAGUUGUCUAUGAUUGAUUUGGCUGGGUCUGAACGUGGGGCAGCCACAGGGUUCAGAGGAGUCAGGUUUAAGGAAGGUUCCAGCAUUAACAAGUCUCUUCUGGCCCUUGGUAACUGCAUCAAUGCUCUGGCGGACGGGCAGCGUCACAUCCCCUACCGAGACAGCAAGCUGACACGCCUCCUAAAAGAUUCCUUGGGGGGAAACUGCCGCAGCGUGAUGAUAGCUGCCAUAUCCCCAGCAUCCACCUCCUUUGAGGACACAUACAACACACUGCGUUAUGCUGAGCGUGCCAAGACUAUUAGAACCACAAUCAGAAAUAAUGUGAAAAAUGUUGACCAGCAUGUAUCUGACUACAUCAAGGUUGUGGCUGGCCUUAGGGAGGAGGUUACCAGCCUGCGGGAAAAGUUAAAAGAAUAUCAGGCAAUGGAAGAGGAGUGGAAGACUGAGCGUAGUGAGCUGAAGGCAGCUGCUCUCCAGCCAUUGGCUUCAACACCGGAGGUGGAAGUGGAAGGGGCUAAGGAGGAAAUUAUUUCUGAGGAGGAGAUCAGGGCACAGAAACAGUUGCAGGAUGUGAGUGCUGAACAAAAAGCACUCCGGCAGGAGCUGUUGCUGCUGGAGGCGUCAUACAAGGCUACAGAAUUAAAGCGUUGCCAUUGGGUUGCCCGGCUGGCCAGGGUACAAGUUGUUGCCUUUGCCUCAUCCAAGCUGGACAAGACGCUCAAGAAAUGUGAACGCACCAUCAAUGCCUUGGACAACAGACUCUCACAGACUUCCACAUGCAUUGAAACUCUCAAGAAGAAGGUUACUGCUAACCUCACUAAGAUGCAGGAGGCCCAAGAGGCCUUGAGCUACUUUGGGCCUGAGCCAGGCCACCUCUCCAAAGAUUCCCAGAGUCUAGUGGAAAGACAUGAGGCCAGUAUUGCCUUGCGAGACAGCCAUCAGCUCGGGGAGCACCUGCAAACCUUACUGCAGGAGGAUUUCAAGGAGCAGCACACGUCAGAGCAAUUGGUCCAUGUGCUUCUUGGUGUUGUGAGGGACCUCUACUUGCAGCAUUAUGAAAAGGAUCAGAAUUGUCCCAAGGCACGGAGUACCUUCCAGCACGUGGUGGAUGGCUUGGACGAAUGCAGGAUAGCAUGGGCCGACCAGCAGAGUGUGGCCAAGGAAGGGGAUGGCCAGGCACCUUCAAAUGGCCAGCCUGUAGGAACUCAGCUUAAUGCGGACCAUUUCACCAGCCUCCCCAGCCUCACCACAUCAGUCAUCUCCCCAACCAUCAUGAUUGAACCACACACUAGCUUCAGAAAAUCCAGUUUGAUGUCAAGUGUCAGUACAUCAAUUCUGCCACACCACCAACCACUAGGAAAUUCCUGGGCCUCUGUCACCAGCAGCACUUUGCAGCCCCAGCCACUCAGCCCCCCACCCAAGCCUGUACAGGACCAAAAGCCACAAAACACAGGGGAGGAGAGGAGUCUGAACACCACCACCACAGUACCCACUUCUCCAGUGCUCUCCUCUCAAGCAACUCAAAUGAUUAGAAAUAUGGAUGAGAAAAGUUCCAUUCUCACAGCCAAUGCAGCUGCAGGCUCAGGGUUACAGCAGGACAACCUCCUUACCUCUAACACUGCCACUGGUAACACCCCAUCCAAGCUUUUGAACACUACUUAUGAUAGUGUUCCUUAUGCUUCUCGGCUCUCCUCCAUCACCAUCCCCACCACCCCAAGUAGGACAGUGAGCACUGCUUCAUCUCCUUUCAUGCUCCAAUCUCUCACCAUGCCCAGUUCCCUGACCAGACCUCUCAACACCACCAUUGAUAUCCCCUCCACUGGUUCAUGUAUCACACCUAUUUCAGCUGACCCUUCCAACACCUGUAAUCUGCCCUCUAACACAAAACUCUCUGCUGCAUCAAGGGUGCUGAAUGCAACCAUUGAUGUACACUCACCCACAGUACUGUCCACCCACACCCCCAAACACCACCCAGCAUAUUCAACAAGUGGAAUUCUUAGCAUGGCACACAGUGAGACCAAGCUGCUCCAAAGGACUUCCAGUACCUCACAGCUAAGCCAUACAGACGCUCACCUUGCAACCUUGUCUCAAGUAGAUGCUGGGCCUGUUAUCAGUGCACUGCCUUCCUCCACCACCACCACCACCACCACGACCACCACAUCAGGUCCAGCUGUGGCCCGUCAACUCUUUUCAGGGGACAAGGCAGGACUGAAUGCAACCUUUAAUGUAUCCCAGGCUGAUGGCCCAGAGGACCUCAGUACCCGUCCUUCAUCUUCAGAUCAACUGAGGUCACCAGGUACUGUGGAUCUGAAGUCUGCAGCUACACGUUCCCCACUUGUACCAGUCACCAAUAGAUUCAGUCAUUCCAAUCUUCUAACCAUUCCAGAGAAGCAGCCCAUGAAGCCUCCAUUAAUUAAGGGGUUCCGAGGAAUAGGUAACAGAAGGGGAAUGACCCGCACACCACACAAGAGUCUGGCCCAGUCAUUCACCCCAAGGAAAGAAGCAGGGAUGAGGAGGAGUGUAAGCACCCCAUCCCUUGUAUCCCAGCAGGCUUCCAGCAAACACCUCUCAUCCACUACCAAGAAGUUGAAAGGACUUGGGGGAACUCUUCACCGCACAUCGAGUUUCCUGAAGGGCAAGAACAACCAAGAGAACAUGCCACCCCACCACACCAGACGACCCUCUGUAGGAGUGCCCCGGCCAGCCUCCCCUUCCAGCCACCCAAAGUCCCCAGGUCUACUCCACAAAGCAUGAGGUGUGGAGCUGUCCCUCUCACCCCACAUCCCGACCCAGGUGGACAAGGAAGUGGCAGCAAUAAGCCAUCACCUAGCUGUGGCAGGGUGGGGUGAGGGCGUGACAGCCAACAUAGCACCGUGGAGUGUGCAUGAGAGUGCUUGGUUUAACCGCACAUCCUGGCUCCAUUCACCUGCCUGGCUCCACCUUCCCUCAAGUGACAAGUCCUACCUAUGAAUCUUAAAUGUAUGCAUGUAUAAGAUUGUUGAUCUCUGUUAUAAAAAGAUAAUAAAGAUUUCUUAGAAAA
Scylla paramamosain (green mud crab) is the source of this 4099-nucleotide messenger RNA. Its product is annotated as kinesin-like protein KIF18A. Gene Ontology annotation, molecular function: microtubule binding; microtubule motor activity; ATP binding. Gene Ontology annotation, biological process: microtubule-based movement. NCBI's taxonomy places the organism in Eukaryota, Metazoa, Arthropoda, Malacostraca, Decapoda, Portunidae. The transcript has 15 exons. The record is from RefSeq and is a predicted model, not a curated record. The coding region runs from base 193 to 3813 and encodes 1206 amino acids.